Oryzias latipes (Japanese medaka) is the source of this 4009-nucleotide messenger RNA. It is a transcript of the gene slc26a6l1, whose product is annotated as solute carrier family 26 member 6, like 1. Gene Ontology annotation, cellular component: membrane. Lineage: Eukaryota; Metazoa; Chordata; Actinopteri; Beloniformes; Adrianichthyidae. Gene Ontology annotation, biological process: sulfate transmembrane transport. The record is from RefSeq and is a predicted model, not a curated record. Gene Ontology annotation, molecular function: secondary active sulfate transmembrane transporter activity.
AGAGAAUGGAAAAUAGUAGUCAUGAAAAUUCUGGCUGUAAUCACAUCCUUUGGUCGAUCAGCUGCAACGGUUCUCUCCAACACAUCCUGAUGGUGGUUAACCAUUAGGCAGUGGGGUUUAUAAAAGCAGGUGAGAAAGCGCUUUUGACAGUGUUGUGCGAGCCUCUAGUCAAAUUCAGUUAAAUGGACUCCAGACGCAGAUUUGGAAAGUACAAGGUGGAGCGGGAAGUGCUGGAUGAGGAGCGACUAGAGGAGUUAUCUCAGAGAAAAACCUACUCUGACAUCCACCCACCUCUAACUAAACAGCUCAAAGAAUCAUUCAGAUGUACUGUCCCAAAGUUGAAGCGGAGUUUAGUGAGCAGCUUUCCAGUGCUGUACUGGCUGCCCAAGUAUUCGGUCUGGGAUUACGGCAUGCCAGACCUCAUCUCUGGGAUAAGCGUGGGCAUAAUGCAUCUGCCCCAAGGCAUGGCGUAUGCACUGCUUGCUUCCGUGCCACCUGUGUUUGGACUCUACUCUUCUCUCUAUCCAACAUUAAUCUACUUUAUUUUUGGAACGUCCCGUCAUAUUUCGAUCGGUACAUUUACCAUUCUCAGCAUCAUGGUGGGCAGUGUUACAGAGAGACUCGCUCCAGAUGUGAAUUUUACCAUAACAAAUGGGACAAACGUCACAGAAGAGGUCGAUAUAGCUGCCCGUGACCUGUACAGGGUACAGGUGGCGGCUGCCACUACUGUUCUAGGAGGACUUAUUCAGGUGUUUUUGGGAGUUGUAAAGUUUGGAUUUGUGGGAACCUAUUUGUCCGAGCCUCUGGUUCGGGCCUACACAACAGCUGCAGCAGCACAUGCCGUGGUGGGACAGCUGAGAAACAACUUUGGAGUUUCAGCCAAACGCUUUAGUGGCCCGCUGUCACUGAUCUAUACGCUGGUGGACGUUUGCUCCAAGCUGCCGCAGACACAUCUCCCUACACUGGCGGUCAGUGCCGUGACCAUGACGCUUUUAAUCGCAGCCAAAGAGCUCAAUGGGUUCUUCAGUUCAAAACUGCCAGUGCCUGUCCCGGUAGAGCUCAUCACGAUCAUAGCAGGGACUUUAAUAUCUUCAUAUGCUCACCUGCGAAGCAACUACUCCGUUUCGGUUGUUGGAGAAAUUCCAAGUGGUUUACGAACUCCAAACAUGCCAAAUGUUUCUCUUUUUGGAGAAGUCAUUGGGGAUGCUUUUGCACUGGCUGUUGUGGGAUAUGCUAUGUCCAUUUCACUUGGUAAAACAUUUGCACUAAAACAUGGAUACAAGGUGGACAGUAACCAGGAGCUUGUUGCGCUUGGUCUCAGUAAUGUGGCAGGAGGCUUUUUUCAGUGCUUCUCCGUCUGCGCUUCCAUGUCUCGGAGUCUCAUCCAGGUGACUACUGGAGGUAAAACACAAAUGGCUGGACUGGCCUCAGCUUUAAUUGUGCUUGUGACUAUACUGAAACUAGGGGCGCUGUUUCAGGAGCUACCAAAGGCUGUCCUCGCGUCAGUCGUCCUUGUAAAUUUGAAGGGCAUGUUCAAGCAAUAUUCGGACAUCGUUACUCUGUGGAGGAGCAAUAAGACUGAUCUGGUGGUGUGGUUGGUCACAUGGGUGUCAACAAUGCUGCUAAAUCUGGAUCUGGGUCUUGCAGCAUCCAUCACCUUUGCUCUGUUUACAGUUAUCUUCAGAACUCAGCUACCAACAUAUUCAGUUCUGGGAAACGUUCCCAGCACAGAACUGUACGUCGACAUGGAAACACACAGGGAGGCCAGGCAGAUUCCAGGAGUCACCAUAUUCCGUUCAUCAGCUACAGUGUAUUUUGCCAAUGCUGAACUCUACCUGGAGGCCCUGAAAGAAAAGAGUGGGCUUGACAUCACCAAAAUGAUCGUUUAUAAAAGGCAACAAGAAGCCAAACAGAAAAGGAGAGAAAAAAGAGCCGAGAGGAGGGCGAAGAGGCAAGCCAAGAGAGAGAAACUAGCUCAAACGGCAGCAAGAAAUGUGUCUGUGCUGCCGGAUCUGUUUGUGGAGGAUGAGGCUGGCUGCUGCACAGAAAUGUCCAUGGAUGGAGUCAUCGCAGAAAAAGAGCAGCAGCGCUGGAGCGAGAAGGAGAACGGUACCGUGUUUGUCAUCCCACCUUCUCCUCGGACACUGGACGGCCACUGCAGGUGGGAGUACCUGAAAGGUGGAGAUCCGGAUUGCUCCAGUUUGGGCUGGAUGUCAGAGCUGCAGGACGGGGACACCACAACUCUGGGCUCAAGCAGUGAAGACACCCUGAGUCGAGACCUGGAGCGGGUCUCCCUGGGGUCCCUCGGGAAGUGGACCUGGGACAUUCACUCCAUCAUUCUCGACCUUUCCACAGCAAACUUCACCGACACAGUGGCCAUAAAAAUGUUGAAAAAUAUUUUCCAAGACUUCAGUGAGAUCGAUGUGGAUAUCUACCUCGCCGGUUGUCAGGAGUCGGUGGUGGAACAGUUAGAACGGGGAAACUUCUUCUCUGAGACCAUCACAAAGGGAAAUCUUUUUGCUUCCGUUCACGACGCCGUGCUGCACUGUCUCAACAAUCGAGGAGCGACAUCCCCUCCCAGAUUUGACCCCUCAGCAAACCUGACCAGCAGCACAAAACUCUGACAUCUUCAGCUAGUCAGGAAAUUCAGAACCGAAGACUGGGGAGAGGAUGAGGAGCUAAAAACUUUUUUUAUAAAACAAAAACAACAAAAAGCAAUCUGUGAAUCUUAUGUAAAAAAAUAAGGGAAUAGGAUUUUUUUCCUGCUUUAAUUUUCCUCGUUCAUUUCACUUUUGUCUUAAAGGAAUAUUUAUACAGUUUGUGUUAAAAAAAAAGACUAAUACCAAAUGUAUGUGAGCUGAAUUGACCUUUUAUUCACUGAAGGGUGAAGAGACAGUGCAUUCAAGAAACCUAACAAGGCCAUGAAGAACAUCUUGUGCAUUUUAAAAUUCUUGUGCGUUUUCAGGAAAGCAAUUGUGGCGAGUCAUAGGGUCAAAGACAAGGCAUCAUGCAUCACACAGAGGAUGUGUGGGAGAUUCUCAUCGCUGUUUUCAAAUGCAGUUAUUUCUGAGGACGCACACCUAAACGUUGAAAGGUUACACAUGCAAGGUUAUGGUCCAAGCUCUCCAAGGUUAGGAAAGGUUUUGUGCAACAUUAAGGAGAACCAGAGAGGCAACAACGCUUUGGAGAGCAUAAAAAGGACUUGAAUAAAUGUGUAAACAGACUGUUUCUAUCCUAAAAGGACCUAAAGAAGGUGUCAGUUUAGGUUUAAUACAAUACACAGAAUUCUCUAGACUUUGACACAUGAAAAAGAGGCAGUAAAGUGGUCUGAUGCAGCUACAUGCAGGUGUAAAUCCUCUUAACUUUGACAUUUUUUUUAAAAACUACUAUUUUUUUCAGAGGCUGUAGUGCAACACUUCUAUGGAAAAGUAUAGGAAGUAGAAAAUAAGGAAGAGCAGUUUACAAAAUCCUCUCUUUACUGUUGCAUAAACACACUGUGACCUGAUUCCCUGAAUAAAUCCAGGGCCACAUGUAUGAGCAACAUGUGCACGUCGAAAUAUACCGUCUUUCUGCACAUACAUUCAUAUUUACAAAGAACAAACUAAAGUGCAUGGAUUAUUUUAAGGAAUCUUACAAAAAUAAAUAAAACAGCACAGUUCGACAAGAGUUUGGUUCAAAUCUGAAACUUUCUUCUUCAUUUUUUAAACAUUUUAUCGUUGUUUAACUGUGAUUGUAAUACAGAUCUGCUGCUGCUUGGAAGACUGGUAACCCCCUUAUAGACCAAUGAAAAUCCCGUCUUUGGUGAUUUGAACAGGUUCUUGUGGGAUUCUUCUGAUGAUGGAGACACAUAUAUAAAAUAAAAUUCAGCUCUGGGUAUUUCUUCUUUAUUCAAAUCGUUGUGAAUCAGGAGCAGAAGAAAUGUUGUUUGAAAAAGAGCUUAUUGCUUAUUUUUGAUGUUGAAAAUACACAAGUUGGGCGGGCGGACGAGGGGGGUUUCUCCACACCAAUU